Blepharisma stoltei is the source of this 876-nucleotide messenger RNA. NCBI's taxonomy places the organism in Eukaryota, Ciliophora, Heterotrichea, Heterotrichida, Blepharismidae. The record is from the annotation of a GenBank genome assembly.
AUGGUUUCAGUAGAAUCUGAUAUGCAACUAAACAGUGCUGACACGAACGAAGCUAAAGAGUCACUGCUAGACAAUAUACCCAUCAUCAAUUCGGAUGACUCAAGCCCUGAGCAUGAAGACGAAGAAUUCAUUCUUCACUCUAUUGAAAGUGAAGAAGAGAAAAUAAUAGAAAACUCGGAAAUAAUUGAGACUUCUCUUUUCAAAACGGACAACCUCGUUCUACUUGAGUCAGAAAGUCCUAAAAAAAGCAGAGAAUCAAAAGAAGAAGCAAAAGAAAUAGUUAAAAAAUCAGAAAUCAAUGAACAAGGCAUCCAGACUGAAAUCGAUACUGACAAUAUUCAAGACCUGUCAAGCAUCCCAAAUGGCUUGUUAAUGAGCAUAAGGGAUAUAGUUAAAGCCGAAUUAUUGGCAGGAAAAAGCAUUAUCCGCGAAUCCAGCAUCCAGGUUAUACAUGAUGGAAUCGAAUGCGGAAAUUGUAAAGUGGAGCCAGUUGUAGGGGUCCUCUAUCAUUGCAUGGAAUGCAAUUAUUUUUUAUGUGAAACGUGUGAAGAUAGGGUAGAGCACAGCCAUCCGCUCAUAAAAAUUAAAUCGUCGUUUAAUAAGCUGCGAAAAAGAUCUGACUCAUCGUUAGUUAUUGAGCCAGUGAAAAAGCCAAUUAUCCAGCUGCAGCAAGAAAUUAAAAAUGUACAAUAUCCUCCAAUCCAAGCUGACUGCUCUGGGGCUAUGUAUAAAAGGCCUACUGGAAAAGAAAUCCAGAAAAUGGUGAAUAAGCUGAAAGAAUUUGGCUUUAAUGACCCAUUAAAGUGUAUUUCUGCUCUUGUGAAGUCAAAAUACGAUAUUCAAAGUUCUGUAGAUAUUCUUCUGAAAGGGAAGUAA